CAUUCUCCCUCGGAUCCUUCCAGUAGUUCAGAAAGGAGCAGAGAAAAAAAUCUGAUCGAGCCUUUCCGGUCUGGUUUCCUUCCAGCUCUCUGCUGCCGGAGCUGAAGGAAGCAGAACCGAGCCGAGGACUUUAAACCCAACGCUACUGUAUGCGCUUCGUGUUGCUGUCACCUCCCUCUGACUCGGUCCCUGAGGCUCCAGCUGGAGACAUAUCUUGUCUGUCGCCCUAGCGGCGGGAGGCGCCGCGGCAGCCGGACUGCGCUGCUCCCCCUCCUGCUGUCGUGGACUCUGGAGGAGUGAAAGGAAAAAAAAAACGCAAACUGGGUGGAAACCUGAGCCCAGCGGUGAUGAGAGCUCUCCCUGAGUGGAUUUCACUGCUCUUCUCCCAGAAGCAUCUGGAAAGGAUAACCCAGGGAUCCACUCCUCCUCCAUCUCUGGACUCCCUCCCGGCAGCAGUGGAUAUGCUGGAUAGCGGUUCUCCUCUGUGCAUCGGCUGAGGGAUCUGGAUCCUGCCCAUCAUUAAAGCCCUCUCAGCAGAUCGGUGAUCCUGACCCCAGCGAUGCAGUGAGGAUGUGCGCAGCCAGGUUCAGCGGCUGCCUCAACGGCUGCACGGAGGAGGCCGCCUGCGCUCCGCUCACGGCCUCCAGGAUGCUGGACUGGACCGAAGUUGGUGCUCGGAUCCUUAGCAGCCUGGAGAUGGGAACCGUGAUGACCGUCUUCUACCAGAAGAAGUCCCAGAAGCCUGAGAGGAGGACGUUCCAGAUCAGACAGGACAGCAGGCAGAUAGUGUGGAGCAGGAGUCCUGAUAAGAUGGAAGGAGAAGUUGACAUACGUGAGAUCCGGGAGCUGCGGUUGGGGAAAGGCUCGCGUGAUUUCGAGCGUUACCCAGAGGAGGCUCGUAAACUGGACCCGGCCCACUGCUUCAUUGUGCUGUAUGGCCUUGAGUUUCGCUUGCGAACACUCAGCGUCGCAGCCUACAGCGAGGAGGAGGUCAACAUGUGGAUCACCGGUCUGAACUGGCUGAUGGUCGAUACCCAGCGAGCACCAGCACCACAGCAGAUAGACAGGUGGCUCAGGAAACAGUUUGAAGUCAUGGACAGGAAUCAUGAAGGCAGCAUCACAUUGAAAGAUGUCAAAGCCCUUCUGCCUCAGAUCAACUACAGAGUCCCCAACAUGCGCUUUCUCAAAGACAAACUGCAGGAGGUAGAGGCAAAGAGUGAUUUAUUGUACCCCAACUUUGCACAGCUCUACAGGACGCUUAUGUUUGACGCACAGAAGAGUAUAAUUGAGCAGCUGGAGCUGUCCUUUCCCCUGCGAAAUGUGGACCGACCAGAGCUUUGUCAAAUCUCCCUCUACGACUUCCAGAAGUUUUUACAGAUGGACCAGAAGGAAUCUUGGGCAUCAGAUCUGAGUCGAGUUCGGGAAUUUCUCAUGAGCUACAUGAGGGGAGGACCUCAGCCUGAGCCAAUGCUGCAGCUGGACGAGUUCCUGACCUUCCUGUUCUCAAAAGAAAACUCUUUGUCUGACCCUCGACUUUCACCUGUUGUCCCCGAUGACAUGAAAAGACCGCUUUCACAGUACUGGAUCUCCUCCUCACACAACACGUACCUUACAGGUGACCAGUUUUCCAGUGAAUCAUCUCUAGAAGCCUACGCUCGCUGUCUGAGGAUGGGCUGCCGCUGCAUUGAACUGGACUGCUGGGAUGGACCAGAUGAUCUGCCAAUCAUCUACCAUGGUCACACUCUAACCUCAAAGAUCAAAUUCCUGGAUGUGCUGCACACCAUUAAAGAACAUGCCUUUGUCACAUCCGAGUAUCCUGUGAUACUGUCCAUUGAGGACCACUGCAGCGUGGUCCAGCAGAGGAACAUGGCCACGCACUUCAAGAAGGUGUUUGGAGAGCUGCUUCUCACCAAGCCGGUUGACAAUAAUGCAGACGAGCUCCCCUCACCCUACCAGCUCCGCAGGAAGAUCCUCAUUAAGCACAAAAAGCUGGUUGAAGGAACCGUCUAUGAAGAGGUGGCUUCAGCUAGCUACUCUGAAAAUGACAUCAGCAACUCGCUGAAGAACGGCAUCCUUUACCUGGAGGACCCCAUCGACCAUAUGUGGACGCCGCAUUAUUUCGUUUUGACCAGCAAUAAAAUUUACUACUCAGAAGAGACAUCUCACUACCAGACGACUGAUGAAGAGGAGGAUGAUGAAGGAAAGGAGGAGUGUAACAACAAUGAGCAGCACUGUGCAGAGCGAUGGUUUCAUGGGAAGCUGGGAGGAGGCCGUGAUGGUCGGCAGGUUGCAGAGAAGCUGCUCCAGGACUACUGUGAAGGAGGGGGGAAAGACGGCACCUUCCUGGUGCGAGAGAGUGAGACGUUUGUCGGAGACUACACUCUGUCUUUCUGGCGCUCUGGUCGGGUGCAGCACUGCAGGAUCCACUCGCGUCAAGAGUCUGGCUCCACCCGUUUCUACCUGACAGACAACCUUGUGUUUGACAGCCUCUACCGACUCAUCUGCCACUAUAGAGAAACACCGCUGCGCUGCAAUGAGUUUGAAAUGAGGCUGGGGAACCCUGUGCCUCAACCCAACGCACACGAGAGCAGAGAAUGGUAUCACUCCAAUCUGUCUCGUGUUCAGGCUGAACACAUGCUGAUGCGUGUUCCACGAGAUGGAGCUUUUCUGGUGCGAAAACGCAGUGAGCACAACUCCUAUGCCAUCUCCUUUAGGGCGGAGGGUAAGAUCAAACACUGUCGCAUCCAGCAGGAAGGUCGUCUCUUCAUGUUGGGGGGAUCAGCAGAGUUUGAGAGUUUGGUGGAUCUAGUCAGUUAUUAUGAGAAACAUCCACUGUACCGUAAAAUGAAGCUGCGCUACCCCAUAAAUGAAGACACUCUGGACCGCAUGGGCACCAUGGAGCUUGACUAUGGAGCCCUGUAUGAGGUCAGAACUCCUCAUUUUUAUGUGGAGGCCAAUAAGAUGCCCACAGCCCGGUGUACUGUCAAAGCUCUGUACGACUACCGAGCUCAAAGAGAAGAUGAGCUUUGCUUCCCCAAACAAGCACUUAUCCAAAACGUGGACAAGCAGGAGGGGGGCUGGUGGAGAGGCGACUAUGGGGGAAAGAAGCAGCUGUGGUUCCCUGCGAACUAUGUGGAGGAGGUGUCCUGCUCUCCUACCAGAGAACUGGAUGAAGUGUCUACAGAGAACAGUCCUCUGGGUAACUUUCUAAAAGGCUUCAUUGAUGUUCCCACCUGCCAUGUUGCUGUGCAUAAAGAUGGGAAAAACUCUCGCCCCUUCGUGUUUACCAUUCACUCCCAGCACCUGAGCUCUCAUCCGGUCCAGAGUCUGGACGUGGGUGCUGACAGUUUGGAAGAUCUUACCGCCUGGGUCAGCAAAAUCCGAGAAGCUGCACAGAACGCUGAUGCACGGAUGCAGGAGGAGAAACAAAUGGAGAGGAGGAAGAAGAUCGCUGUGGAGCUGUCUGACCUUGUUGUUUACUGCAGGCCGGUGCCUUUCAACGAAGACAAGAUCGGGACAGAGCGCGCCUGUUACAGAGACAUGUCUUCCUUUCCGGAGACUAAAGCAGAGAAGUUUGCGACCCGUGCCCGAGGGAAGCGCUUCUUACAGUACAACCGUCGGCAGCUCUCUAGAGUUUAUCCAAGAGGCCAGAGAUUGGAUUCGUCCAACUAUGAUCCGCUGCCCAUGUGGCUCUGCGGCUCCCAGCUCGUCGCUCUCAAUUUCCAAACUCCGGAUAAACCCAUGCAGCUGAACCAGGCCUUGUUCAUGCUUGGAGGCAGCAGUGGCUUCGUUCCUCAACCUGACAUCAUGAGGGAUGACGCCUUUGAUCCUUUCGAUAAGGACACACUGCAUGUUGAGCCAAUCACCAUCCAGCUACAGGUACUGGGUGCCCGUCAUCUGCCAAAAAAUGGCCGCAGCAUCGUUUGUCCUUUCGUAGAGGUGGAGAUCUGUGGAGCUGACUACGACAGUUUCAAAUACAAGACCGACGUCGUGGCUGAUAACGGUCUGAAUCCUGUGUGGCUGCAGAAGCAGUUUGUGUUCGACAUCCACAACCCCACUUUCUCCUUUCUGCGCUUCACCGUUUACGAAGAGGAUAUGUUCAGUGACCCCAACUUCUUGGCACAGGCCACUUAUCCAGUCCGUCUGCUGCGAACAGGUUACAGGAGUGUUCCUCUGAAGAACAGCUACAGUGAGGAGCUGGAACUGGCCUCACUUCUGGUUCACAUCGAGAUCGUCAAUGCAAAGGAGGAAGAUGAAGAGAACAUGUACACAUCUAUUCAGAGGCUGAGGGAUCGAACCAGUGAGCUGUCCACCAAGGUUUCCCUCCUGGAGAGGUCAGGAUCUGCGGAUCUGAGCUACCAGCAGAGUCUGGAGGAGCUCAGGGCAGCUCAGGAUCAGCUGAGUGAGCUGGUGGAGGCCCGUAACCGCCGGUUGAUGGAGAAAAAGAGAAGAGAGAAACUAAGGCAGCAUUUUGCAGCGAAACGCAGCUAAACACGCCGUCCACCACAGAGCGCUAACCGUCUAACAUAGUGCCUGGCACGCUAUGAAGCAGCUGCCUCUACAGAAGCGACAUGCAAUCUGAAACUGGAAAAAAGGAGGACAAAUGACAGCACUUAUAUAGAUUAGAAACAGACAUCUCAUGGAAUAAAGACAUAAAAUGAAGCUAUAAAACAGUCAGGAUUUAAGCUGGAACAGAUAAAGAGUAAAAUGUGGGGGCUACUUCUGGGCAUUUCACUAAAGAGGUUUUACAAGAAGGUAAUAUAUUGAUAGUAUAUUUUCAACUGCUGUGUAAAAUUUAAAAUUUUUCAACACAAUUUUAGUCAAAGUUUGACUCACGGUGAAGCUUUUGUUGCAAAAAAGUACUUCAAAAUUCAGUAAAAAAAUUAAGCAUAUUACAUCUGAUCUUACCGCGUUUUAGUUUAAGAUUAAUAACAGGAUAAAAGGGAGAAGAAAUCUCAGGUUUAACAAAAUGUUAAUAAAAAUGUUGAUAUCUGGAUAUACAAGGGAAGGUGUGGGCACGCGUGGCAAAGGAAAGAUCCUGUAUGUGCCUUUUGCUGUCAAACUUUGUAAAGUUGUCUAAAAAGAUGUUUUUCUUAACUAGAACUGGAAGGUUUUUUUUCUUUGUGAGAAAAAAACAAAAAAACUGGAGAAGGAAUGCACUCUUUUGGCUCAGACCACUAAUCAUGAAGUAAUUUAAAGACUGAAGUUUCUUAAUUGAGUCUUUUUUGGGGGGCAAUAACAUGAACUAGACCGUAAUAAGAGCACAAUAUGUCGAACAAAUUCCCACCAAAACACACAAGAAGGUCUUUUCCCAAUAAUUAUAAGGGCUCAAUAUUAAUCCACUCUACCUUCAGAGACAGUGCGCCCCAUGGAUGUCAACCAUUACACUCAAAUCAAAUAAGGGCUAUGACAGAAAGCUAGUAGUUUUUUUUUUAACACAUCAGAUAAAACCUGUUGGUAUUAGACUCCAUCAUCUUUUAAACAACACAUAGGAAUGUCCUGGAUUUGCAAAAAGAUUGUUUGAUUACUGCAUGGCUUCUUGCCUUACAGACUUUACCUUCGUCUAACCAAUCAGCAUGUACAUAACUUCUUUUACAUAAAAGAACAUAUUACUGGAAGGAUGCUCUCUGUAAUUUUAUGAUGAAAUUAAUAUUGUGUACCUGGAGCUCCCUUUAAAGAAAUGUUUUCAUAGAUACAAACCUUUUUUUUUCUCCCUGAAGUAUUUAGUACUGUGCAGGGACUACUAUGCAAACGUCAUCUUCUCGACCUACAGCCUUUGUGUAUUAUGAAAACUGUCAGCAUUUGUGUUUUCUCUCUCUGUACCCAUGCUUACUGUCCAGUAUUAAUACUCUAUAUUACUAGUGCAAGUUCCCAGUUAAUAAAACUGUUUCUGUAUACUCCUAGACUA
Messenger RNA from Cyprinodon variegatus (sheepshead minnow), 5908 nucleotides. Its product is annotated as 1-phosphatidylinositol 4,5-bisphosphate phosphodiesterase gamma-1-like. Gene Ontology annotation, biological process: phospholipid catabolic process; positive regulation of epithelial cell migration; phosphatidylinositol-mediated signaling. The transcript has 32 exons. The record is from RefSeq and is a predicted model, not a curated record. Gene Ontology annotation, molecular function: calcium ion binding; phosphatidylinositol-4,5-bisphosphate phospholipase C activity; protein binding. Lineage: Eukaryota; Metazoa; Chordata; Actinopteri; Cyprinodontiformes; Cyprinodontidae. The coding region runs from base 571 to 4491 and encodes 1306 amino acids.